Molecule: messenger RNA, 906 nt
Organism: Heterocephalus glaber (naked mole-rat)
Lineage: Eukaryota; Metazoa; Chordata; Mammalia; Rodentia; Bathyergidae
Gene: Ppp1r14a
Product: protein phosphatase 1 regulatory inhibitor subunit 14A
Biological process (GO): regulation of phosphorylation
Cellular component (GO): cytoplasm
Molecular function (GO): protein serine/threonine phosphatase inhibitor activity
Source: RefSeq, a predicted model, not a curated record
CCCCGGCUCGGCAGAUGCCAAGCGCGCGGCCGUCGGCUCGGGAUGGCAGCGCAGCGGCUGGGCAAGCGCGUGCUGAGCAAGCUGCAGUCCCCGUCGGGGGCCCGCGGGCCGGGGGGCAGCCCCGGGGGGCUGCAGAAGCGCCACGCGCGCGUCACCGUCAAGUACGACCGGCGGGAGCUGCAGCGGCGGCUGGACGUGGAGAAGUGGAUCGACGGGCGCUUGGAGGAGCUGUACCGCGGCAGGGAGGCAGAUAUGCCUGAUGAGGUCAACAUUGAUGAGUUGUUGGAGUUGGAGAGUGAAGAAGAUAGAAGGCGGAAAAUCCAGGGGCUCCUGAGGUCAUGCACGGACCCCACAGAGGACUUCAUCCAGGAGCUGCUGGCCAAGCUGCGAGGCCUCCACAAGCAGCCAGGCCUCCGCCAGCCCAGCCCCUCUGAGGACGACAGCCUGAGCCCCCGAUAGGACCGGGCCGGACAGUGCCCCCUGACCGCUGUGACCCUCGGCUCUUCCCAGCCCCUGGCCUGUGUAUGUGUUGUAUUUAAUGGUCUGUAACAGUGACCCGCGUGCCUGGUUUUCCUGUCCACAGUCACCCAGGGCUUCUCUGAGCCCCCAGCCUCCCUCUCCUCCUGCAUUCCCAACAGAUGGAGAAUCCCUCCUCCUCCUGCACCUCCACCAACAGGAGUGUGAGAACUGCCCCGCUGACCCAGAGGCAGCCACCUUGGGAUCAGACUCACAUCCUGUUCCCCUUCUCCCAGCUGGGCCCAGUCCUGGCCAGCAGGACUGUUGUGGGCAGCAGGCUGGGGAGUGCCAUGGCCCAGUCCUUGGGCUGGGGGCAAUGCACACCACCCAGGGUGGCCCCAGUCACAACACCAGGUGCCACACAGCAAACAUGAAGUGAUCAGGCCGCCA